Messenger RNA from Strongylus vulgaris, 1640 nucleotides. NCBI's taxonomy places the organism in Eukaryota, Metazoa, Nematoda, Chromadorea, Rhabditida, Strongylidae. The record is from the annotation of a GenBank genome assembly.
GUUCCUCUUUCCCCUGGGCGGCCGGCGGUGAUAUCCGUUGAUGGUCAUCGAGCUACUAUAGAGUGGUCCCCUCCUACACUCGAUCCAAAAUCUGCCCCUUUGGCAGGGUAUCAAGUGGAAUACCGUGUCUACGGCACUGUUGAUUGGAUGGUUGCGAACGAUACUUUGGUACAAGAGUGCAGCUAUACAGUUGAGAAUCUUCGACCGAACGGUGUGUAUGAGUUUCGAGUUCGUGGACGAAAUGCUGACGGCUUAGGAGCACCAAGUCGCUCUUCGGGAGCUACUCAUAUCAAGCCCGCAGCACCACAACGUGGAGCCGGUUCACGACCUAUUGCCGCUGGUCUUCGACCACCAGGACAACCGCAGUUGGUUGAAGCUGAUAUGGAAUGGGUAAAAUUGGAGUGGGCUCAAUCCGAUGAAGGUGCAGGUUACAUAGUCGAAUUUCGAGAAGUUGGAGAUCCAAACUGGUACACGGCUAAUCAACAUCCUAUCAUCCAAAAUUGUAUCCAUGUGGAGGGGCUUCGCCCAGGUUCUACUUAUGAAUUUCGGGUUAUAUGUGUUGCUGGAGAUUCAGCCUCUGUACCUUCCGAAGUGUCUGAUGUCAUCUCAUUACGUCCACUUUGGAAACCUACCUCAAUGCGCGGUGUUCCCGCGAGACCUCAAGCUCCUGAAUAUUUAGAAAUUGAUGGUGAAAGAAUAACGAUAUGUUGGCUUCCAGCUCAUAGCACUCUUCCUGUUUUGGGUUACGAUGUCGAAUUUCGUGACUUCCAACAAGAUGCGGGUUGGUAUAAAGUCAAUGAUCAGCCUGUCCAUGCCUGCAAAAUGACAGUUUGUGCCGAUAGAACAUCACUGAAGAAGUUAGCUGAUUGCGCUUUCUGUUUGCAUCCCCUUAUCUCUGCCGCAAAUGACCUGAAGCGCUUGCAUCAAUCCACGCCAAAUCCUGCUUUGCAAACUCUGCACCAUAUUGGCGAUUUGAUCGUCGGACAUGAAUAUCAGUUUCGAGUGUUGGCUCACAACGUUGUCGGCUGCUCGGAGCCUUCUGAACCGUCUCCGCCGGUUACGAUCCAUGCAAGUGCAACUGGUGAUGCGAAAUACGUUGAGGCGGAAAGGUUUGGAGCGAUUAGGCUACUUCAGGAGGAAAUGAUUCGAGAAUCUCCGCCACUUCCUGAAAGAGAUGACUCGCCUCCACCUCUCCAUCGAGGGAAAGUGCAAUGGCGCGAUCCUUCGCUCAAAGAAGUUAUCGACUACCUCGAUAAUCCAGAUAGAGAAAAGCAGUUGAAUGCCAGCGGUUAUCUGCAACACCUAACGUACAGCGAUAAUCUGAUCAAGGACGAAACCAGGGAAUAUGGUGGCAUUCCAAAGCUGAUACAGCUGCUGAGGAGUGAACUUCCAGUCAUACAAAAGAAUGCUUGUGCUUGCCUUAAGAAUCUAUGUUAUGGGAAGGAAAAUGACAAGAACAAGGUAGGAGGUUUUCAAGUUUAUUUUCAAACCUGUGCUUCGCCUCCUUCGAAGAGGUCGUACUGGCACUUCCUCGUAGUUAUGUGCACCGUCAUAAGUAUUGGAGUUCUGAUCUUAUUUCACGUUUUGUUAAAAGGGAAUGGCAUUGAUAUAUAUUCCGACUGUAGAGGCCAUCCAUAACC